UCGCGAUGUCGAAAAAGCAUGGCGAAAGUGAAAUGGAAGUUGAGGACGAAGACACCACCGAUGGCAAUAAAAUUCAGCUUCCUCUUGAAGCCAUUCAAGAUGAAAGUGAAAGACGAGAUAUUAGGAAAAACUACAGAGACUUUAUUUCAUCCCUUCAGGGAAAUCAGCAGGAUCUUGCUAACCCAUCAUCAGAUUCACUUAAUGAAAAGCUUUUGGAGGCAGAUAAACUUUAUGAACCAGUUCGGAUGACACGUGAGGCUGCACUGGAUUCCCAGGCUCUUGUCCUCAUUGCAAACAUCGGUCGACAAAAGGCACAAGCACUAAACACAGAGUUUGUUAGAUUUCAACCUGUUGAAUUUGCUGAAAAAUUGAUGACCUUUGUGAGUGGUUUGGAUGCCCAUGAUGACAGUGGAAUAUCUCGCCAGGGUUGGUGCAGUCUGGGCCAGGCAGUGCAGCCAUUCUUCAGGCGCAUGCCAGCUUUCCAUUUCAUGGCUGGAUCGUUUGAGAGGGGGCCAGUACAGAUAAAGAAAAAUGUAGGUGCUAGGAAAGGUUUGAGUGAGAAGGAACAGACUGAAGAUAAAGCCACCGUGCCGAAACAGAUGGAGGAUUUCAAUGACAGUGAUAAGAAUGAAGCCACAACGGCUGAGGUGGAACGAGUUCACCGGCGGUUGCUAGAAGUGUACAACGAAUAUAACAAGUUGCCCAUUUGUUAUUUUGAGUUUGUGACCAAUCCCCAUUCCUUUGGAAAAACAAUAGAAAAUAUGUUCCAUGUGUCAUUUCUUGUCAGGGAUGGGUAUGCUAAAAUAUUCUUAGAUGAAGAUAAGCUUCCAGUAAUAGAGCCUAUUGAAGUGGCAGGAAACAUGACCGAGGAAGAACGAAUACAGAGUAAGAGGCAGCAGGUUAUCAUAUCACUGACAAAACAGGAUUGGCAAGAAAUAAUCAAGAAUUUUAACAUUCAAGAACCUGUGAUCUGUGAUCGUCCAUCAGCACAAAGUCAAAUCUCGGACACAUCAUCCAUGAACUCAUCUGGUGUAAAACCAAAGAAGAAAUGAUAAACAUACCAGUUGUACAAAAGCAGUUUACUGGAGUGGCAUGAUAAAGAAAACCCCACCAAAAUUGUCUCAUUUUGUACAACUGACUUGUUAUUGGUGCAAUUGUUGACAUGACUUCUUGGAGUAAUGUAUUAUUAUUUAUACAUGAUUCAUCUUUCUGGGAAUCUAAGGAUCUUAUUUCCUUAUGCAUUGUUGUGCAUAUGACACCACAACAGAUACAGGGCGGCUUGUGUCCUUUAAAGUGGCUAUCAGUGAUGCGAUUGGAUUUUAAAAUCUUGCAGUAUGUGCAGAGCGCUGCAGACAGAGGAUGAAAGCUUGACCAACAGUGGUUUUUUCACAUUCUAAUUAAGAAGAGUUUUAAAAGGUUUUUCAGUAUAUUUUAAAAAACAUUGUAUUAUCAUGCAUAUUCCAAACCGACAUUGAAGAUAUCGGAAGUAUGCAGACACUUUAAUUAAGACAGUAACAUUGAGUCUUGGAGUUAGUCAUAUAGGCACAUUUAUACGUUUAUAAAGUUAGAUAGAUAAAAAAAAAAAUAAAAAAAAAAAAACAUGUUUAUUUAAAUGGAUGGGUGGAGUCAAAAUUAAACCAUUAGAUUAAGAGUCCACUUUUAGGAUAUAUGGACCUAAUGAAGUAGUCUGGCUGCUUUCCCCCUCAAGACACUAGUGCUUAAACAUUCAAGAUGGCUUUAGUCGACAACUGAAGCAAUAUAAAUAAAAAAAUCCAUCUUGUUUUUGUUAAUGCUUGUAUUUUAAAAGUAAUCCAAAAUGUUAUUUGAAUGACAUGAAAAAUAUAUUAGUUUUUGUUACAGUAUUAAAUGUCUCAAUAUUAAAAAAAAAUCAAAAAAAUCUUGCUUUACCUUUUUCUUUUCUUAUUCAUCUGUCCUCAAACAAAUGCAUAUUCCCCUAUGGACAGUAGUCUGCUUUGAACACCCCAGUACCCAAUGGAAUAGACUAAAAUUCUUCUACCAGGCCAUAGAAUUUCAAAUUUCAUGGGAAACACUUUUUUGGUUCCAUGCCUUGUGAUCAUGGGAACCCAUUAGAAACUGUUUUUAGGUUCCAUGAAAACAAGUCAUAGGGACCCAUUUUUAAUACCAUUAAUUUAAAUUAUUAUCGCAAAAUUCUGUGCAAAGAGACACGUUUUCAAACUCCAUAUAAAGUUGAUUUUCGACACGCACUCUCAUUAUUCACAUGCUGUUGUGGUUCGAUUGCCACCUUCAGUACUCCAGCACAUGAAGAGAUACACUACAAAUAAUUAGUGCCAGUAAUUUUGGUUCAAAUGUUUCACAUGUUUGAGCACGUAUUCUAACUCUGAUUUGGGUUGACCUGAACCGGAACACAGAUGUGUCCAACACACUGCAGUAGUGUGAUAUUAGAAACAUAAUUAAAAAUAUAUAUAUUA
Molecule: messenger RNA, 2450 nt
Organism: Gigantopelta aegis
Lineage: Eukaryota; Metazoa; Mollusca; Gastropoda; Neomphalida; Peltospiridae
Product: EP300-interacting inhibitor of differentiation 3-like
Exons: 10
Coding region: 6-1052 (348 amino acids)
Biological process (GO): DNA repair
Cellular component (GO): Smc5-Smc6 complex; nucleus
Source: RefSeq, a predicted model, not a curated record